AAAGAAAGAUGACGUCAGAAAAAAAAACAUUUUGAUUGCAGUUUCCAGGCACUGUGAAGUGAAGUCAACUACGAGAUUGCUUUGCAACAAAUCUAAAGCAUCUGAUAUAGUCUUCCUUGUCUAAAUCUUUCUCAACAUGUUAGAUUUUCAGUUUCUACAGACAAAUCUGUGAGCUAUUUUUUCAUUCUUGGUUUUCUCUGUUUUGGCAAAUUUUGGAGGAAAGGAAUCUGAAGAGGAAACAAGAAUGGUCGUGGUCGAUUGGCUUGGUUUGGGAUUAGGCUCUGUUGCUGGAGCUUUGGUCUCGGAAGGUCUGAAAGUUUUGAUUUCAGAGGCAAAGAAGGUGUUAGCUUUCAAAUCUGUGUCUAACGAGCUCGCAUCGACGAUGGAGUCAUUGCUUCCGGUGAUCAAAGAGAUCGAAUCGAUGCAAGAUGGUAUGGAACUACAAGAUCUUAAAGACACGAUCGAUAAAGCUCUUUUACUGGUUGAGAAGUGUUCACAUGUCGAGAAGUGGAAUAUAAUCUUGAAAUCGAAGUACACGAGAAAAGUUGAGGAAAUCAAUAGGAAGAUGCUCAAGUUCUGUCAGGUUCAACUUCAGCUUCUUCUCUUUAGGAACCAAUUGAAGUCUAUGCCUUCCAUGGAAGCUAUUCUUAACAAUUAUUUCCAAAACAUCAAUAAGAAGCUCGACCGUUUGAGUGGUUCUCCUGCUCCUCCGCUUGUUUCGAAGCGUUGUUCUGUUCCCAAGCUUGAUAAUAUGGUUCUGGUUGGAUUGGAUUGGCCAUUGGUGGAGCUGAAGAAGAAACUCCUUGACAAUUCCGUGGUUGUGGUGUCUGGUCCUCCUGGUUGUGGGAAGACCACGCUGGUUACUAAGCUUUGUGACGACCCAGAGAUCGAAGGAGAAUUCAAGAAAAUCUUCUAUAGCGUUGUGUCGAAUACUCCUAAUUUCAGGGCCAUAGUACAAAACUUACUCCAGGACAACGGUUGCGGAGCAAUUACAUUUGACGAUGAUUCUCAAGCAGAAACUGGCUUAAGAGAUCUUCUGGAGGAACUCACAAAAGAUGGUCGUAUAUUGUUGGUGUUGGAUGAUGUGUGGCAGGGAUCCGAGUUCUUGCUUCGAAAAUUUCAAAUUGAUUUACCAGAUUAUAAGAUUUUGGUGACUUCUCAGUUUGAUUUUACGAGUUUAUGGCCCACUUACCAUUUGGUACCUUUGAAAUAUGAAUAUGCUAGGUCCCUUCUCAUUCAGUGGGCAUCUCCACCUCUUCACACAUCUCCAGAUGAGUAUGAAGAUCUUCUCCAAAAGAUAUUGAAACGUUGCAAUGGAUUCCCUCUCGUAAUUGAAGUAGUCGGCAUUUCACUUAAAGGACAAGCUCUGUAUUUAUGGAAAGGUCAAGUGGAAAGCUGGUCUGAAGGGGAAACAAUUCUUGGUAACGCUAAUCCUACUGUGCGACAACGUCUGCAGCCUAGCUUCAAUGUCCUGAAACCUCAUCUUAAAGAGUGUUUCAUGGACAUGGGUUCAUUUCUUCAGGACCAAAAGAUACGUGCUUCGCUUAUAAUUGACAUAUGGAUGGAAUUAUAUGGUAGAGGUAGUUCUAGUACUAACAAGUUCAUGUUAUACCUUAAUGAGCUUGCUUCCCAGAAUCUGCUUAAACUUGUUCAUCUCGGGACAAAUAAGCGCGAAGACGGUUUUUACAAUGAGUUGUUAGUCACUCAACAUAAUAUUCUGAGGGAGUUGGCUAUUUUUCAAAGUGAAUUGGAACCAAUCAUGCAAAGAAAGAAACUAAAUUUGGAGAUACGAGAGGACAACUUUCCGGACGAGUGUUUAAAUCAACCUAUUAAUGCUCGACUUUUGUCUAUCUAUACGGAUGAUUUGUUCUCAUCGAAAUGGUUGGAAAUGGAUUGCCCCAAUGUUGAGGCUUUAGUUCUUAAUAUCUCCUCAUUAGACUAUGCAUUGCCAAGCUUCAUUGCUGAAAUGAAGAAGCUAAAGGUUCUGACAAUCGCAAAUCACGGUUUUUAUCCAGCAAGAUUGAGUAAUUUCUCGUGUCUCAGCUCAUUACCAAACCUGAAACGGAUUAGAUUUGAAAAGGUUUCAGUCACUUUGCUGGACAUUCCUCAAUUGCAACUCGGCAGUCUCAAGAAGCUAUCAUUUUUCAUGUGUAGUUUCGGUGAGGUUUUCUACGACACAGAAGAUAUAGAUGUCUCUAAAGCUCUAUCGAAUUUACAAGAGAUUGACAUAGACUACUGCUAUGAUCUUGAUGAGUUACCAUAUUGGAUCCCCGAAGUUGUUUCAUUGAAGACACUUAGCAUCACAAACUGUAACAAGCUCUCUCAACUUCCAGAAGCUAUAGGGAACUUGAGUAGACUAGAAGUGUUGAGGAUGUGUUCUUGUAUGAAUCUCUCUGAGCUGCCUGAAGCAACUGAGAGACUCAGCAACUUGCGGUCUCUGGAUAUUUCUCAUUGCUUAGGAUUGAGAAAGUUGCCUCAAGAGAUUGGCAAACUACAGAAACUGGAGAAUAUCUCGAUGAGGAAGUGUUCGGGAUGCGAGUUGCCGGAUUCAGUGAGGUAUCUAGAGAAUCUGGAGGUCAAAUGCGAUGAAGUAACUGGAUUGUUGUGGGAAAGGUUGAUGCCAGAAAUGAGAAAUUUGAGAGUUCACACGGAGGAAACAGAGCAUAACCUGAAGUUGCUUCUAACGUUUUAAGUUUUGAGUGAAAAAAAAAACAUUUUCGUAGCUUGUGUAUUCUUAUUGACUCUUUAAUGAUCACAAUCUAGACUAAACGAGUAAUAAUAUUACAAGAGUCAACAUGCUAUGUCUCGGGUUUGAUACUAGUUUAUUGCUCUGUAAUGAAAUUACUAACCACGCUGUAUCAUUGUAUGUACUAGUGAUUUUAAAUUAUGAGCUUUUCAAA
This is a messenger RNA of Arabidopsis thaliana (thale cress), 2900 nucleotides long. Its product is annotated as Disease resistance protein (CC-NBS-LRR class) family. Gene Ontology annotation, molecular function: ADP binding. Lineage: Eukaryota; Viridiplantae; Streptophyta; Magnoliopsida; Brassicales; Brassicaceae. The transcript is spliced from 5 exons. The coding region runs from base 245 to 2692 and encodes 815 amino acids. Gene Ontology annotation, cellular component: cytosol; endomembrane system. The record is from RefSeq and is marked reviewed.